Messenger RNA from Gambusia affinis (western mosquitofish), 2719 nucleotides. It is a transcript of the gene ptger4b, whose product is annotated as prostaglandin E receptor 4 (subtype EP4) b. NCBI's taxonomy places the organism in Eukaryota, Metazoa, Chordata, Actinopteri, Cyprinodontiformes, Poeciliidae. The transcript is spliced from 3 exons. The coding region runs from base 544 to 1908 and encodes 454 amino acids. Gene Ontology annotation, molecular function: prostaglandin E receptor activity. Gene Ontology annotation, biological process: inflammatory response; negative regulation of inflammatory response; cellular response to prostaglandin E stimulus. The record is from RefSeq and is a predicted model, not a curated record. Gene Ontology annotation, cellular component: plasma membrane.
UCUGGAGUAGAGGUACAUCUAAAACAUGCAGAGCAGGGGCUACCCACAGCCACUGGCUGAUGCUCUUUCUGUGCAAAACGACUGAAUUGGUGUACCUAAUAAAGUGACCACCACUACUGUCCAGACCGCUUGGCCGUUGUCAACUGAAAAGUGAUGAUGGUCGUAAAUGCAGCAUACAGAGGAUCUGAAACUGCGAGCUGGAACUCAGACUGCGCCUCCUCGCCUGUGCGCCCUGGACGCACACACCGACAACAACCCAGAUCCGUAUAGGAGGAGCUGCCGUUCAAACUCAAACUUCCCUGUCAGGUUUGUGGGUGUGAUGAGGACGUGAAGGUGCAAGCCUCCAGACUUUAGACCAAAGUCGAUACGCCUCUCUCUCUCUCUCUCUCUCGAUUUUUUGUUCUUCCGUGGUUACAAAAAAAAAAUAUGGAGGUAUGAUGCCGUGCGUAAAAGUGAACGGUCGGUGGACACAAUGGAUUCGUUAUUCGGCAAUGAAGAAGGCGCGUUGAUGGAAAGUGUCUGGCCUUUGGAACCGAGAAGAGAAUGUCUGCCGUGAACGAGUCGCUCGCAGGAAUGGACGCCACGGCGGAACAGGCGCCUUCUCGUUCGCUCACCAUCCCGGCAAUCAUGUUUGUAAUCGGGGUGGUCGGAAAUGUCAUCGCCAUCGUAGUCCUGCGCCUGUCGCGGAAGGAGCAGAAGGAAACAACCUUCUAUACUCUGGUGUGCGGGCUGGCGGUGACAGAUCUCCUGGGCACCCUGCUGGCCAGCCCUGUCACCCUCUUCAUCUACGUGAACAACAACUCGCUGGAGGGAAAGUUGUGCCAGUACUCGGGCUUCAUCCUGCUCUACUUCUUCUUGGUGCAACUCAGCAUCGUGUUCACCAUGUCCGUGGAACGGUUCCUCGCAAUAAAUCAUGCCUACUUUUACAACGAGUUCGUCAACCAGAGACUAGCCGCGCUGACGCUCUUUGCGGUGUACGUGUCGUGCCUCGUGUUCUGCGCGCUGCCCGUCGCCGGGAUCGGGGAGGUGAAGGUCCAGGAGCCGAAGUCGUGGUGCUUCAUCGACUGGCAAAGCAACAAGACCACGGUGAGAACUUUCAACCUGAUCUACGCGGGAGUGAACUCGGUGAUUGUGGUGGCCACCGUCUUCUGCAACGUAAUGGUGUGCGGGGCGCUGAUCCUGAUGCACAGGCGCUUCAUCCGCCGCACCUCGCUGGGCACUGACCCGCGGCGCAUCGCGGAGCUGCGACGCCGGCGGAACUUCAGGCGCUUAGCCGGAGUGGAGAUCCAGAUGGUGGUUGUGCUCAUCGGAACCUCCGCUGUGGUCCUCAUCUGCUCGAUACCUUUAGUUUUGAGGAUCUUCGAAAACCAGUUGUUCUCAAACCCAACAUCGCAGACUUCUGGGUUGAACAAGGACCUCAUAGCCAUCCGCAUGGCCUCCGUGAACCCCAUCCUAGACCCGUGGUUCUACAUUCUCCUGAAAAAGACGGUGGUUCUCAAAGUCCUGGAGAAGAUCAAGUGUCUGUUCUGCAAAAUGGGCGGCCGGGGACGGCGGGGAGGAGGACGCUUUCGUUGUGCGGAUGGCGCCCUUUCCUCCUCCAUCAUCUCGAGGGACUCCCCUUCAUUGAUAACCCGUGAGCCGGCAGAAAGAGUCAGUACCCUACGGACCGUCCUGUACCCGAGUGACGGGAACACGCUGGGGCUGGCUUUAUUUAAGGCCGCGUCCGAGGACGGCUCCUGUCCGGCGGCUGCACAGACAUUGCAGUGUGCACAGGAGGAGCCGCAGCCUCAGAGGGGGCUAGAGGACAACGAGGCAUGUACGGCUAACCUUCCAAUCUGUCCUAAGGACACGGUUCUGCAGGUGACCCUCACAGACAGUACUGCAAACACGCAGGAAAAAUGCAUAUAACCAUCGUCAUGACCUCGGUGUAUUAUCAAUAUAUUACUCCUCAGUAUUGAUUCCCCGCAGUUUAUUCAAAUCACCGCAGUUGUAACGUACAAACCCACAGACAUCAUAGAGGAGCUCUUCUGUUGCACUUUGAAGACUUUCAAACCACUGCUUGGCCAUCAUGAAUGACAGGCAAUGACUGUAUAGCAUCAAUGUUAAAAUGUGAACAGCGUGUUAAUUUAUUUAAAGUAUGAAAAUGUAUGCUAAUGUCUUCUCUGUGAGAAGGUUUCAAUAUUUCUGUGCCAUUUUGCAUUUCCAAAAGAUGAAUAUGCUUGUAGUGUGUUUGGAUUAUUAUUUUUUCUUUCCCUUUUGCGUCUUGACACUUGCAAACAGGUUGUAUUAUUUCAAAGUGCAUCCCUGACAUUGCUAGAUAUAUGGUAUUUUUCUUCAUUUCAUACCAAAAGGCAGCUAUACUGUGGUUUUUCCAUGGAAAAUACACUAGAAGAUGACUAAAAAAAACCUUAAUGUGACUAUUGUUUUAUAACAUUAUUCAUAUGCUUAUUGUAGAGCAGUACUUUGAAAGAGUCCCAUCUUAUUUCGGCUUAACGUAACGUGCAGGGCGUCCUAUCUAAUUUGACUGUGUGGUGAUGUUAAGAAAGGGGAUUCAAACACAUCAAGUGUCCUGAUAGGUAACAUUGUUUUUGAACACUAUUCUUUCUGUGCUGCUAAAAACAUUAUUUCGAUAAAGGUCCACAUGCACCUGUUUUUCAUUGAACAAACGCCAUAAUGUGCUGAACUCCUCAAAUGAAAAUAAAAAAAAAUGGAGACUUAA